AUGCAAAUUGAAAGUGUCACCAAAGGACUAGAAGAGUUCAACAAUGAAAAUCCAGUCAACAAAAUGGGUAAAUACUCCUUUAAAAACAUGAAGAAAAAACCUGAGGCAGGAAAGCCUCGGUCAUGUUACUACUGCGGACAAGACAUCAAGACAUCCGUUAUUGCUCACCUCAAAUCCUGCAGAGCACGAACCAGCACAUGUAACUUCUGUGAUGCAAUUGGCCACUAUGAAACUGUAUGUAGGAAGAAGAAAGCAAUCAAUGAACUGAAAAACGACAGCGAACAACAAGAACAUCAAAUCGAAGAUCAUGACCACAGCGGCGUCUACAGCAUCAACAUCUUCAGAAUAACCGAAACACCUCAGCAACAACCUCCUCAUAAGAGACGCAUGAAAACCAGAGAUUUCAACGCACAAGUCAUCAUCAACAAUAGCCUUGCAAAAGUGUUGGCUGACACAGGUGCAAGUAUCAGCGUCUGUGGAAGAGAGCAAGCGCAAAAAUGGAACCUCCUGUCCAGAAUGGUCCCAACCACGACCAAAGAUCAAGCCAUAUAACAGCCCGACAAUACCAGUUAUUGGAAUUGCCAAAUGCGCUGUCACAUUUGGCUCCACAUCCAUUCCAGUUGAUUGGCACAUAAUUGAUACACCAUGUGAACCUGUACUUGCAGGACAAAGUGCAGUACAACUGGGGAUAAUCCAGUUUGACCCUCAGCCCGAAGUUUACCAACCAGUACAGAUAAUCCAGUGUAGCAAAAAGGAAGCGCUUCAAGACAUCUUAAAGAAAUAUCCGCAGAAUUUUGAAGGGCUUGGAAAGUUGAAAAACCACCAAGUUAAACUGCAUGUCGACCCCAGUGUUAAACCCGUUGCCUCCCCAGCUCGACCAGUGCCAUAUCACUUGAAGGAACGUAUCAGAACAGAGAUUGACAAGAUUACCGCCCAAGAUGUCAUUGAAGAACAUCCAUCAACAGAACCAGCACCUUUGGGUGUCAAACGCAGUUAUUGCACCCAAAUCGGACGGCGCCAUUCGUAUGACCCUUGA
Paramuricea clavata is the source of this 1036-nucleotide messenger RNA. NCBI's taxonomy places the organism in Eukaryota, Metazoa, Cnidaria, Anthozoa, Malacalcyonacea, Plexauridae. The record is from the annotation of a GenBank genome assembly.